Nerophis ophidion (straightnose pipefish) is the source of this 4958-nucleotide messenger RNA. It is a transcript of the gene rasal3, whose product is annotated as RAS protein activator like 3. NCBI's taxonomy places the organism in Eukaryota, Metazoa, Chordata, Actinopteri, Syngnathiformes, Syngnathidae. Gene Ontology annotation, biological process: regulation of GTPase activity. The coding region runs from base 128 to 3454 and encodes 1108 amino acids. The record is from RefSeq and is a predicted model, not a curated record. The transcript is spliced from 19 exons.
UGCAGAGUAGACUUCAUCUAACUCAGCCUUGACACACUCACCUUCUCUGAAGGUGUUCAGUGUGCAAGAAUUUGAUUUUUGAUUUAGUUUUGUGCUCUUUUGCAAAGACAGGAGACUAUUUCUUACAAUGGGUUCAGAGGAAAAAUCGGUGGAGGCUGCGGAUCGUCCGUCUCAAAAAGAAGAGGGAUCACCAGAGAGGGAAAGAACCGAGCACCUAGAGGAGGAAGCACCCCAGUCCACGGUCCUGCUAAGCACCUACAAAUGGCAAACUGGCUCCAAGGGAUCCCUUCAUGAGUUGUUGGAAGAUGGAACAUGUUCACCUGAGAAGUCUCAAAGAGGCAACAAGUGGAACAAGAAGCAAACAUGGCGCAAGGCCUUAAGUGAGGACUCCGAAGACAAAGAAACCAAGAUGAACUCCGCACGAAAGAACCCUUUCAGAAGGGCCUUCUCAAUGCCCACCACCUCGUUUUUUUCCACCCUGACGCAAUCGUCCUGCAGCCCUGGAGGCGCAUCAGAGGCAGACUGCGACUCGUCUACUGACCUCCAGCAAGAAGGCGGAGGGGCCCGCUUCAAAAAGUACUGGAGGUCCGUGUCUCAGAAGCUGAAAAGGCCCAGACUCCACAGCCGGAACAGCACCCCCGCAUUGUUACCAGGUUUGGAUGAAGGUGAGAAUAAAGAUCACCACAAACUUCAAGAGGUUCUCCUGUGGAACAUCACCAACUGUGUUCUUGAAGAGGGAAAGAUUCUCAUUUCCCCGGAAGAAGAACCCACAAUCUGGACCCGGGACCGUGUCAACAGCUGCCUGUCCGUCCUCAGCAUGCAGAACCUGGUGGAUAUGGAAACAGAAUGUACUCCUGACCACUUGAGCCCUCGAAAGAAAGAAGACGGCAGGGUGAAGGCACUGAUCAAGAGACGGCUUGAGAACAAGGCAAAGAGAAAUAACAACACUCAAGCGAACUCAGUGGGACUUCACAAAGGAAGCAGACACUACGAGUCCAAGGAGUCUGUGUCGAUUUCAGUGAGUCCAGUGGGAAGUUUGGAUCUAAGUGCAGAUGCCAGCACUGUCAUCAGGCCAGUCCACAGCUCCAUUUUAGGGGAGAAAUACUGCUUUGAGGUCAUCAACUCUGAGAGCACACAUUGCUUUGGCUGCUCCUCAGCUGCGGAACGCGAUCGAUGGAUUGAAGACCUGAGACGGGCCGCCCAGCCCAACAAGGAUAACGUCGAGCGCACAGAGAGCUCCCUCAGUCUGUGGGUGAAGGAAGCCAAGGACCUGCCACCCAAACGCAGUUAUUACUGCGAGCUCCACCUGGACGGGAUUCUGUUCGCACGUUCAACCAGCAAGGUGUCUAGUCGCUCCAGUCUGGCCGGGGACGGCUCGACUGGCUCCUCCGGACACCCGGGUGGGAGUGGAGCCGGGACCAACGGCUUUCAGUUAUUCUGGGGGGAGUUCUUCGAGCUCGACAAUCUUCCCUGCAUCUCCCAAAUCACCUUACACCUUUUCUGCGGUGAGGACCUUAAAAAGAAGCGGCAUUCCCGAGAGGAGUUCAGCCCGCAUCUGCUCGGCAGCGUGGAUAUACGCUUGGCAGAGAUCCGAGGCAGAGCCUACCAGGAAAAGUGGUACCGCAUCGUUCCUUACAAAGCCUCUGCCACGGCAUGCGGCAAAGAACUUCUGGGGCCGCAGGCUUCCCUCCGCAUCAAAGCUCGGUUUAGGAACCUGCAGGUUUUGCCUAUGGAGAAAUAUAAGGAGUUUGCCGAGUAUCUGACCGUGGAUUAUGUAGAAAUGUGUAAAAGCUUGGAGCCACUUCUGAACGUCAAGGAAAAGGAGGAGCUGGCAGGAGCUCUGGUGCACGUGCUGCAGAGUAUCGGCAAAGCAAAGGAGUUUCUCGCCGAUUUGGCCAGCGCCGAGGUUGAACGUCUCGGUGAGAAGGAAGCACUCAUCUUCAGAGAGAACAGCCUUGCCACUAAAGCCAUAGAUGAAUACAUGAAGCUGGUCGGACAGAAGUACCUCAUCGACACACUCGGGGACGUUAUUACAUGUCUCUAUGGGACAGGGGACAACUGUGAAGUUGACCCUCGCAAAUGUCAUCCCUCCGAACUGUCAAACAACCAGAAGCACUUGAGAGAAGUGUGUGACGAGGCAGUGCGGAAAAUUUUAGACCUACACGGACACUUUCCUGAAGAGUUGAACUCAAUUUUCUCAAGCUGGACAGAGAUGUGUAAAGACCAGGGAAAACCAGAGAUCGGUCAACGUCUCAUCUCAGCUUCGCUCUUCCUUCGCUUCUUGUGUCCAGCCGUCCUCAGUCCUUCCCUUUUUGGUUUGACACAAUCGUACCCGGAAUCGAAAACACUGCGCACCCUCACCUUAACUGCAAAAGUCAUCCAGAACCUGGCAAACUUCACCUUAUUUGGUGAGAAGGAGGAGUACAUGCUGUUCAUGAAUGACUUCUUACAGCAGCAUUGGGACAGAAUGAGAGGCUUUCUGCAAACCGUGUCCAAUCCUUACACAGAGACCCCGAUGAGCUCAUUUGACGGCUAUGUGGAUCUACCUUUGCGACUUGCUGUGUUGCAUGGUCUCCUGGUGGAUAUCAUCCAUCAUAGGGCACAGGAAACAAUAGAGAAGUUGCACCCUCUACCUUGGAUUCUAAACCAGAUAACGGAGUCAUUGAGCCCCGAGAUACCUCGGAUCCCAAUCGACAGUCCAAGUACACAAGUUAAGCCAAUGUAUGUUCCUCCUAAAGACCUGAACAAGUUCAGCCCUCACCACUCAUCUCUCCAGCAGCUUCCUCAGGACUCCAAAAGUCUAACAGAGUGCGAUGGCCAAGUACAGAGAAGGAAGCCCAUCACCAGAACUCAGAGUGCCCCUCAUAGACGUCUUGAAAAGAGAAUGAAGAGGCACACAAGUACUGAAGCUCUGCCCACUGCCAACCAUCAACAAGACUUGGAAACAAGGCAGCCUCUUAUCUCGUCACCAAAAUCUAAUGAGCCAAACAAGGCCUGUGCACCAGUUCCCUGGAUUAAAGACAUCCAGAGGGGGGACCCCAGUGAGAUGAAACCUGAGCAGGAAGGGCUCAGCUUACUGGAUCAACAUACCCAAGAAUUGUCGGAGCUCCGGCUGGGAGUAGACCAGGUAACUGAGCGUGAGCUGGAAAUGGCAAAGCGACUGGAGGACUUCAUUGUCCAAAGUCUGGACCAGAAUGCAAUGCUGGAGGCUGAAGUGAGAGAGCUCCGGAAUCUGCUGAGCGUGAGAGAGGAGCAGCUUUGCAGCACCACCUUCAGGUUGGAUGUGAUUGAGGAGGAGCGGGAGAAUGAUGAGCGGAAGAUGAAUGUCGCCAUGGCAGCAGCUGAGCGAAUGAAUGUAUUGGAGGAGCAGUUCGGAGACUUGUUAAAGGACAUCCGUCGGCUCGAUGAGGCCUUCAACAAAAACCUGCAAGCUGAUGAAAAGCAACUUAUUUAGAUUUCGUAGCUAUGCUUUUUUCCACAAUGUUGAGCAUGUCCAGUUUGGUUAGAUCGACUCGUGUAGAUGAUUUUACUUGAGUAAAAAUCAAGAUUAGGCUCAAUCCUAAAUGGAUUAAAUACAGCCUGUCCACUUAAUGUGUGGUGAGGUUAAUGACUUGUUUCUUACAUUCUAAAUUCUUCUUCUCUAAAGUUGUUCAAGGAGAGGAUAAUAAGAAGAAUACUUUCAAAUACUUCCUAAUUCCAUAAAAAAAAAAUAAUACUAUAAAACAAAAAACAAUUCGUGUUGACACUUUUAUUUGUAUACAAAAAGCCAUCCGUCCAGUGCUGACCUGUCACCAUACUUGCCAACCCUUCCGGAUUUUCCGGGAGACUCCUGAAAUUCAGCGCCUCUCCCGAAAACCUACCGGGACAAAUUUUCUCCCGAAAUUCAGGCGGAGCUGAGUGAGGACGGCCUGUUUUCACAUCCGCUUUCCCACAAUAUAAACAGCGUGUCUGCCCAAUGACGUUAUAACUGUAGAAUGAUCGAGGGCGAGUUCUUGGUUUCUUAUGUUAGGCAGUUUCAUUAACGUCCUCCCACCGCGGUAACAACACACAACAAAAGCAGUCACGUUUACGUCUACCGUAAAGCUGUUCGUCUGCCGUAAACAGCAAUGUUGUGACACUCUUAAACAGGACUAUACUGCCAUCUACUGUACAUGCAUAUGGUUAGAGAAAUAGUGACAGAGAAUAGAAUAAGGAUGGACAAUUCAACCCUUAACUCAACAAUGAGUAGAUGAGUGUUAUGUGUGUGUAUAUGUGUAAAUCAGGGUUAGGGAACCUAUGGCUCGCGAGCCAGAUGUGGCUCUUUUGAUGACUGCAUCUGGCUCUCGGAUAAAUCUGAGCUGACAUCGCUUGACACGAUAAGUAAUGAAUAAUUCCACUUGUUAAAAAUAACGUUCAAAAUAUAAAGCAUUCUCAUGCUUUUUUAUGUUCAAGAAGUUGCGAUAAUGGUAAGAAGUAAUUUAUUUAUUAUUGGUUAGUGUGGGGCUUACCUUCCUGGGGGUUCUUCAGACCACCAAGCACCGAACAUGAGAGCCUGUUUCAGGGUUACAAUAUUGUUUUAUUUUUCAGUAAGUCUCUCAGUUGAUUUCCAGCAGUUGUCUUUUUCUCUUUCGUUCUCGCUCGCGCUCUGGCUCCAGCCCCAACCCCGUCUCUCCUCCUGGCUGCUGCUUAUAACAGAGCGACAGGUGAUUAGAUAACAAGGCCCAGGUGGGCCGUCUACGCACCUGUCGCUGAUUUCGAGGCCGGUCCUGGCACACCCUGCUUCGCUGCAGGCCCGCAGACCACGUCCCCUCCACAGUUAGCAUCAGAAUAACAAUGUUAUUCCAAAGAAUAAGAGACUUAUUAUACUCUAGAAAUGUUGGUCUUACUUCAAAAUGCACGCGUUUAGUUGUGUUCAGUGUUAAAAAUAUAUAUUAUAUGGCUCUUACAGAAAUACAUUUUAAAAUAUUUGGCUUUCUUGG